Molecule: messenger RNA, 3222 nt
Organism: Alternaria novae-zelandiae
Lineage: Eukaryota; Fungi; Ascomycota; Dothideomycetes; Pleosporales; Pleosporaceae
Exons: 3
Coding region: 1-3222 (1073 amino acids)
Biological process (GO): regulation of chromosome condensation
Source: RefSeq, a predicted model, not a curated record
AUGGCCACGACCAUGUUCGCCAAUUUCACGUCCGGCGACCGUCGCAAGAAAGUCUACGGCAAAUCCGCGCGUCGCUCCACCCUGCCGCCGCCCCUUCCUGAUUCCAACGAUGAUGCGCCGCCAUCCCCAGACCGACCGCGGAAACAUCCCGCAGCCUUGAACGGCUCGCUGAAGAAGGGCGGAGAGACAUUGAAGGCCAGCACGGGUCUGGAGAAUGCGCGCGCAAGGACCGACGAUGUCGACGUCUUCGAUGUACCCUCUGAUGACGACUUCAUGUCGCGCCCGAAGCCCGCGAAGAAGAUCGUAGCGAAACGUCGGGCACCUGAAGCAGCCUUGGAAACCUCAACUUCUUCUAGAGGGGAGGCCGUGGUGGCAUCCAAGAAGCCAGCAAAAGCUUCACAGCCAUUGCGCAAGCCUGACGAUGCGAAUACUGCCACCGUAAAGAAGACGCUGCCAACGCCCGCACAGGCACCGCCACCGCCAUCCUCGGAUACGAUCGCACCUCGGACACUACGCGGGAAGACGCCUCAGCCUGUGGGAGCACAGAAACAGACGGCAAGGGACCCGGAGUCAUCACAGAGGCCGGUGGCCAAGGCAAAGGCGUCUUCCGAGACGACGGCCGUUGCGCCGACAGCUACCAAGGCUCAGAAGAAUGCGAAGAUAACCUCGGCACUACCUGCGAAAAAGACGGCAGGAAAAGCUCUUGCCAAACCGACCGAUGACCUCGCUGUGUUCGAUAUACCGAUGUCGGACGAAGAGGCUCCGCCAACUGUCAAAAAGAUCUCACGUCAAGCUCCGCAGACAGCACAUAAAGAGCCUCCCGGGAAGUCCAAGACAACAUCGGAAGAGUCUCACAAGGACACUACCGAGUCGGACGAGUCGAAUGCAUCGAACAAGCGAAAGCGCAAAGGGUCUAUGUCGUCCACUGCCACAGUGGCUACGCCAGUGGUACAACAGACGACUGAACAGACGGCGCAUCAGCGGAGCCGGAAGGUUCAGAAGAACGAAGAAAGUGCUUCACCGGGGCAUGCAUCACUAUUGCAGCCCGUCGCAGGCGCAACACGGAAAACGCAACCGCCAGCGCUGGCACUCAACAAACCGACAAGGACGAGGCAACGUACCGUACCCGUCAUGGCACCGCGAAAGAUGGUCAAGGGCCAGUCCUCUCCUGCUACUCUGAGCGGCAUGAUACCGAAUCGCCAGGCCCCCAGGCCAUCUCCUGUCAAGAAAAUCCCAGACGUGCCUGAGAUGGAAGACGAGACUAUGUAUGACAUACCAGAUCCGUUGACCACCCCUGUUCGGAAAUCCAGACCUGUCGUACCUGGCUCCGUGACACCGCGACAGAGGGAUCUCUUCAGCGGCUUGCUAAGCGAUUCAUCGUCCUCUGCUACACCAAUGCCAAGCCUGGCGAACUUACAGCUGACGGAUCGCAAACCGAGAUCACUUAUCGGUAACCUGGCAAGAUCAAAGUCUGAUGUCACUCACAGUGCCAAGGCCCGUAAGAGCAGACUCAUUGACACUCUUAAACCAACCGAGACCAGCUCGGACGAUGACGAAGAAGACAGCAGCAGCGAUGGUGGAGAAGAGUCUGAAGCAAGCUCAAAACAUCCCUCGUCUGCAAGAAGAUCUGUACGAGAAGUCGGAAAAGAGCAAGCUUCAACGGCGUCCUCUGACGACAUGGAUGUGGACAAGCAAGCGAAUGUGGACUCACAAACAUCGCAGACAACGUCUGGUUUCGGCAUGCGUCCAAAGCUCACUUACGCAAUGGCGCGUUCGUACCUAAAGGAAGACAAUCCAGAGGAUGACCUACUGAUCUCGAUGGAUCUAGACGAUGGCUUUGGGUCUCAGUCCCAGAUGGAUACCAGAUCUGUAUCCGAGGAUGACCCCGAGCAGAACAGUCAAGCACAGGCUCAACAAAUUCACGAGCUCAAGACACGGGGGCGUAACAUGAUCAUCGGAUAUGAGAUCGAAAUGAUGAUCGGAGACAUAUCCGUUACCAACAGUAAGAGUAUGAGGCGUAGCGCAAUGAUCGAUCUGUGCACCAAGAUGGCCGAUGAGACGUUCUGUCAUCAGCUUGUCGACUCGGCUCUGGCCCAUCAGUUCUUCCAGAACAUCGCUGGCGGUCGCGAGAUUAUCUUCGACUUUGUCGCUGCCGUCGCCACAGUAUUUAUCCUCCGUACCAACCCUACCCACUCUGUCCUAGACGAGUUACAGGAGACCGGCAGUUUCGCUCACUUGAUCGAGCUAGCCAGCAUUGAUGCGGAUAUCAAGGAGAUCGCCAAAGAUCGCAAGUCGAACAUGUCUAAGAUUGCUAAGGAAUCGGUAUUCACGUUUCGCACCCUAGUCCAGCAAAGCUCUAUCUGGUCAUCCAGCGUAGUACAGAAGAUAUCUCCCCAGCUUGUCGCGCUGAAAGCUAUCGAGCUGCUCAUCAUUGGUAUGCGGAAGGCUGGCAAUGCUGAUAAGCUACUUGAUCAAACGAUGAUCUCCCAGCUCGUUGAGAUUGCCUCGAUAUCGAAUGACCGGUUGCAAUCGGGCAAGGAAGGAAGCGCGGACAAAAUCCAAGCCUCCUGGCCGACUGGUGUGCUUCAGCGUAUUGCGGGCUUUAUGCCUCGGUUCUUCCAGCCUGACAGCGCUGCAUCAACUAUGCUCGCUGUCAGGCUAUGCAUGAACCUGACGAACAACAAGCCAAAGGCUUGCCAGCCGUUCUCAGCAAUGGCUUUUGUGCAGCCGUUGACGCAUUCCAUCGUUGGAAAGUUUGAGUCGAUCAGUACGGGGCUAGCAACGGAAAAGCGGACAGAGGUUUUGGAUAGUCUCAUCUUGAGCUUGGGUGCUUCCAUCAAUCUUGCGGAGCUGAGCGACGAGAUGAGGCUUAAUGUCGCUGAUCAGAUUGACGCUCUGGUCGCCAUCUUCCUGGAGGGAUCAAAGCGUGCUUCACAGGCUGCUUCUAUGGAAGAAUCGCAUUCUGGUGUAGCCAUUGGAUAUCUUGCCGUGCUCCUUGGUAAUCUGAGUCUCAACGACCAGAUAAGGGCAAAGGUCCGCACGCUGCUACCGAACAAGCGACUUGACACCCUUGUCGAUAGCAUCAAGGAAUUUGUCCGUGUGCACCAACACGUUGACCAGAAGGCAGGAAAUCUUGAGGGAACAGAGGGUCAAGAGGCUUUGCAGUCCUACACGGCGCGCCUCAUGCUUGUCGUGGAACGGUUACAGAAUGCGAGCACUUGA